Molecule: messenger RNA, 906 nt
Organism: Cornus florida
Lineage: Eukaryota; Viridiplantae; Streptophyta; Magnoliopsida; Cornales; Cornaceae
Product: transcription termination factor MTEF1, chloroplastic-like
Exons: 1
Coding region: 1-906 (301 amino acids)
Biological process (GO): regulation of DNA-templated transcription; chloroplast organization
Cellular component (GO): chloroplast
Molecular function (GO): double-stranded DNA binding
Source: RefSeq, a predicted model, not a curated record
AUGAGGACUAUUUAUAUCUGCAAAAGUCUCUUCUCACUCUCUCUCAAGAACUCCUCACAUCUCAACAAAACCCCAAUCUCUCUUCUCUCUCUCCUCUUCAUCUCUUCCUCUCCAGAAACCCCCAUUGCGGUGGCCGAUUACUUGAUUGACAGACACAAAUUUUCUCCUGAAACUGCUUCGAAAGUCUCUUCCGUAGUAAAGUAUCUGAAAAGGCCUGAAGAGACCGAUUCGAUUCUUUCAUUUCUCCAGGAAAGUGGUUUUUCUGAUACCCAUCUCGAGCGUAUCAUCAAACGCGCGCCUCAAGUUCUCUCUGCAAAUCUUGAGUGCUCCAUCAAACCCAAAUUCAAAUUUUUUCAAGACUUGGGUUUUUCUUCUAGCGAUAUUGUGAAAAUUGUUUCGUCUGAACCACGGAUUCUAACUCGUAGCGUUGAUAAUCAGCUUGGUCCAUCGAUUUUAACAUUGAAGAGUGUUCUCGGUUCGAAUAUGGAUGAUGUGUCUAGGGUUUUAAAGAAAAAUGGGUGGCUUCUAAGGUAUGAUUUGGCGAAAACUAUGAUACCCAAUAUUGAACUUUUGAAGAGUUGUGGUAUUAGUUCGUCGCAUAUAACUCAGUGUCUCUAUAUAUUCCCAAGAGAUUUCAUGCAUAAAACGAUGAGAAUUAGCGAAAAUGUCAAGAGGGUUGAUGAGAUGGGCAUUGACAGGAAGUCUAAAAUGUUUCUUAUUGCGAUUCGGGCUAUUAGUUCGAUAAGUAAAGAUAAUUGGGAGUUGAAAUUGGAGCUUUUUAAGAGUUUGGGGUUUUUGGAAGAUGACAUUUUGUCAGUUUUUAGGAGACAGCCUCAGUUAUUUGUUCUGUCAGAGAGGAAAAUUUUGACUCAGUACUUCUUAAUUGUCCUGCUUAAGCAUAUCUGA